Messenger RNA from Scophthalmus maximus (turbot), 5324 nucleotides. RefSeq lists its product as uncharacterized. The record is from RefSeq and is a predicted model, not a curated record. Gene Ontology annotation, molecular function: protein kinase C binding. Gene Ontology annotation, cellular component: nucleus; apical plasma membrane; cell cortex. The transcript is spliced from 10 exons. NCBI's taxonomy places the organism in Eukaryota, Metazoa, Chordata, Actinopteri, Pleuronectiformes, Scophthalmidae. Gene Ontology annotation, biological process: centrosome cycle; regulation of cellular localization; establishment or maintenance of cell polarity. The coding region runs from base 1046 to 4513 and encodes 1155 amino acids.
GCGUGCGUGCGUGUGUGUGUGUGUGUCAAUGGCGCCCUCUAGCGACAGUGAGAGUAUACACACCCAAAGCACAAAACUGAGCAGCAUCUGCCGGUCUGAUCCUGUGAUCUGCGCACAGCUGGGGAUUGUGACAACUGGCAGGCAGAAUAUUGUCCCAAUUAGACUGGCGUGUGCGCGCGUGCGUGGGCGUGUGUGCAAAAUAGAGGGAGGGAUGAGCUGUAUUGACAAAUAUGAAUCAGCCCGACAUUUGUUUUCACGAUGCAAAAUUUGGUCUAUAUUCUCUAAAACACAUCACAGCCUUUCACCUUUUUUGCCACACAGAACAUUUUCGGGAAUGAAAACAAUCGGAGGAUACUUUAUUUAGGAUGAAGCCCCAUUAAGACAUUUUCUUGAAUCUUCAUUCCAUUGGCUCAUUACUUGAAAUCGGUGUGUGUGUGCGUGCGUGUGUGUGUUAGUGUAUGUGAGAGAGAGAGAGAGAGAGAGAGAGUGAGAGAGAGAGAGAGAGAGAGAGUGUGUGUGUGUGUGUGUGUGUGUGUGUGUGCGCGCGCGUACGCUGUACUUACGCAACAGGGAGCUUCACUCAGCGGGUCCGCGAGGCUAAGGACGAAAUUAAAGCAGGCAUUUUUUUGUAUUCCAUUUUUGUCUAAUCCCACUGAUUUCUGAAGGGAUUACCGGACCAAUCAUGAUUGAGAGACCGCUGGUUCGCCACUGCCUCUGAGGGAGCCGGCCGCGGUGCACACUGCGAGGGGAUGCACAGCAUUACGACCUGGAGAAACAUUGUGAACUCCGUUUUUGUUUUUGUUUAUUUGUCUUGUUGGCUCAGUCUUCUCGCUUGCUCUGGCAACCGACCAGAGGAUGCGCGCUGCGAUGGCUGCGCUGCUGGCGCACGCUUUUGCGGAUGGUAACUUCAAAAUUGUGCAGUUGCACGACAAUUGAUGUCAACUUUCCCACGAUGGUCAGCGCUGGAAUUGUGUUUUAAAAGACACAAUCUUCACAAAAUAGCCUGUACAGGAUCUGUCCGGAUAUUUCUGUGCAUGACCAGCCAAUGGAGGAAGAGAGGGUGGUGGAUGAAAUCCAGGCAAAAUCCAGUUCCCCUUUACCCACUGGGCUUCCCAUUAACUGGGCGCUCAUCACUGGCCCUGUCCCUGAGCCUGUUUUCCCCGCACCCUCUUUGAGCACCCAAUUUCCUCCUCCUCCUCAGAGUUCAGCCGUGCAUGCACUACAGACCAAGGUGAAGUCAACUACACAGAGAAGGAUAAGAGGGAGGGACAGAGAGAGGGAAAGAGAAAGGCUGAACACAGAGAUGCUGGUCAGCAGUCCCGCAUCUGAAGUCUUUCUGAGACAGAGACCCAGAGGUAAGGGUCAGGUUUCUCUGCCCGCCGCCUCCUGGCGAUCAGGUGCUGCAAAGAACUUGAGCAGCAGUGACGAAGAGGAGGAGGUAGAAGUGCAAGUCAGGUUGGAGAUCCAUAGCCCUCCUGCUGAAGCGCAGGGGGGGCAGGGGUUUCAGCGGGGGGAGGAAACUGAAGAGGAGCAGUCAGAUAGUAAUAUAGGCAAGAUCAGUUUUCUGACAGGCCAGUAUCGUGGGCUCGGGGCUGGUACCAGUUUGGAGAGUCUAUUGUCUGAUAACUCGAGCAGUAGUAAGGAUGACCAAUCACCUCCUCCUCCACCACCACCUGUGCUGUCCUCAACUUCUGCCUCCACCGCUGCUUCUACAUCAUCUUCUUCCUCCACAUCUUCUAUGUCCACCAGACACUGGGCACCGCCCAAAGGCUUCUGGAGAGUGGUACGUCCAGAAACGUUGCUUCUAAAUGGUGUCGUCCCUCAUAACAUGCCCUCCACAUUACCUUUAAAGGACUACACCCAGACAGAAGCACUCGCAGAGCCCCAGAGGGAGUCUAAACCAGCUGAAACAGUCACCAGGAGCGAGGUAGGAGGUACGACGGAUGAAAACGAUGCAUCCUCAGAAUUCAAGCACUCCGACAGCGUGGAACGCUACCUGGACAGGUGUGAACAGAAGGAGGCCGAUGCCGGUGACCCUGCCAAAGGAUUGUGCAGCUCAGACAGCUGGGAGAGCGUGUCUUCACAAAGUGGGGUGCUCUCGGGCGAUGAGAAGCUGAAGGUGAAGCAGAGGGCCUAUGCAAAGUUAAGAGAGAGGCAACACAACAGGGAGGAGAGAGAGCAGAGUGGAGGAGAGGGUGCCAGCUGUGAUGGGGACACACCAUACAAAGUGGAUGAUAAAGUCACAUGUGCCCAUGGGAUUUUGGACAGCUCAGACUCAGCCAUUCUUGCUCAGGAACUUGAACCCUAUUUGAGGUCACUUCUUAUAAUCAGUGACGAGCUUCCUCUGAGCCCAAGACACGAGGAAGCCAAGCGUCUCCUGGACCGGGCACGACUCAAGGCUCGCUCCAGUCAUGUUAAAGGCGAAUGGCCCUCCAGACGCUCUCAUUCUGAUCAGAGAUCCGCCGCGACAAAGCAGCAGAUUGAAUCUCCCAUCCCAAUGCCAGAGCAGAAGGCUGUUCAAGCCAAAGAUGUUACAGCUCAGACUGUAUCUGGUCCCCUCCUUGUCCCCACUCAAAGAGACACGUCCCCCGUUGAACAAGGAGGUCGAUUGAGACGCUACGGUUGUUCCCCCACACGGGUACGCUUUGAGGAUGAAUCAGAGAAAGAAGCAGAGUCUCGGUACUUGGAUAGAGUCCGACAGCGUGGCAGGACUGCGGUGCCUAAGUCCAAGAGUAAAGAAAGCAAUACAGAUUCUAGCAGUAGUGGUUCAGAGAGGAGCAAAAGCCACAGAAGUGUCUCCAUGCCUCCCUCACAGAUGCGAGACGAUGCAGGUGCCAGCGGUGAAACCACAACAGUGAUUAAAGAGAUAAUAGUGCUGGUGAAGAAAUGUGAGGCCUGUGGCUCCGUAGUCAGGGAACCUCAACCCGUCCUAUCACCAUCAGAUCCACAGAACGCUGAGCCACAGCAGCAUGGCAACCCAGAGGACCCACGGGGGAAACCGGUUCCUCGAUGGGUGCCUCCAAACCGGCCAGAGACAAGUACUCGCCCUAAGGCUCCUCUAACUGUUACUUUUGCCGGAGCUUAUGUGCUGGGGGAAAACAAAGAGAGCAGCACAGGCUGGAAGUCGUCUGGGUUUGGGAAACUUAGGCGAAGGAGCAGGAAAGGAGAAAUUCGUCUCGAGUCUGGCCAUGGCCCUUACGGCCCAUCAUGGGCUCAACGACGUAACUCAAAUCCCAGGAACAGGGUCAACUUGAGCAGGGGUGUUUCCUUUGCCCCUGGCAGCCCCAUCACUCUUGAACCAUCUUUGCUGGGGGCAUCUGGCGGACCCAGAGAACCGCCAACCCCAUCGCUACCUAUAAAGUCAGCCCUAAAGUCAAGCUCAAGGAAUCGCUCUGCUGCUGGUCAGUCUACAGUUCCGUUCCAGAUGACAUCAAAUCAGGGAGGAGAGGGCGGACCACAGCAUUCGACCCCCCUGGACUCUCCGGACGCAAGGAGGGAGACCCCAGUGACUUUAAGCCAAGGGGCACCUGCAGCCAGCAGCUCACUGCCGUGUGUCAGACCCUCCACUCUGAGGUAUUCCCCAGCCCGAUUCAACACAGAGGUGCCAGCUGCUGAACUCUGGGAUGCCACUCCAGAUGGAACAGGUUUAAGUGGGGACUCUGGUUCGGGUCCUGACUGUCGACAAGCCCUGCGAGGCCUUGCUACGUAUCGGGCCGAAGACCUCAGAGCUGAGCUGCUGCGAGCAGAGCAUCUGAAAGCUGAGGCAAUAUGGGAGGAAAACUCUGACGGGUCCAGAAAGAUGGACGGACGGCCGAAGCUCUUCCUGCGUCGCUUCUUCUCCUCCAUUGGUUUGAAUAGUGUUGGGAGACUUGUUAAAGGAAGACGCUCCAACAGCAUGGAACAGCUGAGUAUCCCUGCUGCCCCCCGGGCCAGCUCCGCUUCUCCAAGCCCCACACGCAGACCACAGCCAACCAUCCGCAUACAGAGGACACCCUCACUGCAGACCCUUAACACAGUGCUGCCACUGGCCCAACUGCGCAAAGCCUCCUCAGUGCAGAGUUUAGAGAGAAGAACAGAUCGUUCAACAAUACUGGGAGAGGUGCAGAUACCAUAUGGCCUGGCGCCCAGUCCUGACAGCCCUCAGCACGAGCUUCACAGAGCCCUGAGUGUUGAGGAUGCACUUGCCUCCAGAAUAGUGCGUCCUGUGGGCCGGGUCAUCCAGGCGUUCCCUGAUGGGACCCUCCUCCUGGAGCUCAUCAGACCCCCAAAUGGUCCUUUUGGUUUUGUCAUCUCGAGGGGCAAAGGUCGACCAGACACGGGUGUCUAUGUGGAAAAGGUGGCUGACUGUAGCGCCGAAGGCCCCUAUGUAGGUCUCCUCGGCCUCGGUGAUGAAAUUCUCCAGGUGAACGGAGAGGCGGUGGCUGGACUCACUCUGGACCAGGUGACGCGGCUCAUGACCCGGGAGAGCACAGCUUCUCUUCGGAUCAUGCCAGCGCGACGCAACCAGCGCUGACUGGAAAGACAGACGUUGGCUCUGAGCCAUUUCUCCUGGAACCACCGUUUUGAUAUUUCAACACUGCAAACACUGCCGACGGACUAUAAACCUACAGAUCGAAUGUCCUGUGUAUCUCGCUGCAGUUUAACAGUGGCUGCAAGGUAUAUCAGGGUCAGAGGUUGAUUUCCUAAUAGUGCAAAACUAUGUUCAACAAUAUGACACUGUAACAGACUUGGAUUAACAUGGAAAAUCAUGGAAAAUCAAUAAAAUAACCAAAUAGCAAAUCUAGAACUGGAAAAAUCCUAAAGAGAGAACUACACUAGUGAGAAACUGAUUUCAGAAUAUAUAUUCUUUUCCAAAAAUAGAAAUACUGACUCAAGCAAAGCACAGCAUUUUUGUGCAUAUUGGUUUUGUUUUUAUGGUCAGAUAGGACUAGACUCAAACAACUCUGCAUUUCUUCUUUCCUGUGAUCUAUUUCGCACUUUACAACACAUUAUAGAAAUGAUUAUGAAGCUGAACCAAAUUCUGUCAUGUGCAAAGUUGUGUACUGCUCUGCUCACAUUAAUCUUGUUGAUCGUUUCAUAUGAUUAACACGUGUAAGCAUGUGCCACUACUGUCAUCCACGAGAGACCUCAAACACAGGAAGUAAGAAUAUACAUUGGUGCCCUUCUCUGUAAUUCAGCUGCAUCAUAAAUUAUGUCUAAACAAAGUGACUCAUAUUAAAUAUCAUAUUUCCCGGCCACUGCAUGGUCACCUCACCUUACUUGUGAUGUUUGUUUAGUAAAAUUGAUAUUGGUUUGCUUCUAAAUAAAAAAAAAUUCUAAUCAUG